AUGGGGUGGGGGUUUCGGGACAAGCUAAAGCUGAUCUCGCCGCAGCUGCUGCCGCGGGGAGAGCCUGACGCCUCUCGGCUCUGGCCCUCGCCACAGCUCCCAACGUGGCACAGCAACAGGGCGGGUCACUCCGCUACUCCGACCGCCACCCAAAACUUGGCACAAUUAAUUCCCGUUUGGCUCGGCAGCCCCACAAAGCCUCACCCGGCGGCGGCCGCCGCCUCAGCUCCCAACGUGGCACAGCAACAGGGCGGGUCACUCCGCUACUCCGACCGCCACCCAAAACUUGGCACAAUUAAUUCCCGUUUGGCUCGGCAGCCCCACAAAGCCUCACCCGGCGGCGGCCGCCGCCUCAGGCCAGAGCCUCAGCAGAAAGCCCCCUCUGCCCCGCCGCCGCCGCCGCCGCCGCCGCCCCUGCCGGAGCCCGGGCCGCCGCCCCUGCCGGAGCCCGCCCCGCCGGAGCCCGAGGAGGAGAUUCUGGGCUCGGACGAUGAGGAGCAGGAGGAUCCCGCAGAUUACUGCAAAGGAGGCUAUCAUCCAGUGAAAAUUGGUGAUCUUUUCAAUGGCCGGUAUCAUGUUAUUAGAAAGUUAGGAUGGGGACACUUCUCUACAGUCUGGCUAUGCUGGGAUAUGCAGGGAAAAAGGUUUGUUGCAAUGAAAGUUGUAAAAAGUGCCCAGCAUUAUACAGAGACAGCCUUGGAUGAAAUAAAGUUGCUCAAAUGUGUUCGUGAAAGUGACCCUAAUGAUCCCAACAAGGAUAUGGUUGUACAGCUAAUUGAUGACUUCAAAAUUUCUGGAAUGAAUGGAAUUCAUGUCUGCAUGGUCUUUGAAGUACUUGGACAUCAUCUUCUGAAAUGGAUAAUCAAGUCCAAUUAUCAAGGCCUUCCUAUCCGUUGUGUAAAAAGCAUAAUUCGACAGGUACUUCAGGGUCUAGACUACCUACACAGCAAGUGCAAGAUCAUCCAUACAGAUAUAAAGCCGGAGAACAUUUUGAUGUGCGUGGACGAUGCCUACGUGCGCAGGAUGGCUGCUGAGGCUACCGAGUGGCAGAAGGCUGGUGCUCCUCCCCCGUCUGGCUCUGCAGUGAGUACAGCUCCACAACAAAAGCCUGUUGGAAAAAUAUCCAAAAACAAAAAGAAGAAACUGAAGAAAAAACAGAAGAGGCAAGCUGAGCUGCUAGAAAAACGCCUGCAGGAAAUAGAGGAACUAGAGCGGGAAGCUGAGAGGAAAAAAAUAGAAGAAAAUGUAACCUCAGCUGUACCAUCAAAUGAACAAGAAGAUGAGUACCACCCAGAGGUGAAACUAAAAACAGCUGAUAUAGAAGAGGUAGUAGAUGAAGAACCUGGAAAUGAUGAUGGUGAAGCAGAAGAUCAGGAUGAAAAAGAAGACACAGAGAAGGAGAACACUGAAAAAGAUGAUGAUGUUGAGCAGGAACUUGUCAACACUGACUCUACAGACCCUAAAUGGAUAGAAUCCCCCAAAACAAAUGGCCAUAUUGUGAACGGCCCAUUCCUAUUGGAACAACAGAUUGAAGAUGAAGAUGAGGAAGAGGAAGAAUGUCCAAAUCCAGAGGAGUAUAAUCUAGAUGAUCCAAAUGCAAAAAGUGAUUACUCUUAUAGCAGCUCCUAUGAACAGUUUAAUGGUGAAUUGCCAAAUGGACGUCAUAAAAUUCCAGAGUCCCAGUUCUCUGAAUUUUCAGCGUCAGUGUUCUCUGGGGCUCUAGAGUCUGUAGCUUGUGGUUCUGCUGUUUCUGAAGGAUCAACUGUAACUGAAAGGGAGGAGAGCAGCCCAUCUCAUGACAGGAGCAGAACGGUUUCAGCUUCCAGCACCGGGGAUUUGCCAAAAACAAAAACUCGUGCUGCUGACUUACUGGUGAAUCCACUGGACCCAAGAAAUGCAGAUAAAAUUAGAGUUAAAAUUGCUGACCUGGGGAAUGCCUGCUGGGUGCAUAAACACUUCACAGAAGACAUCCAGACAAGACAGUACAGAUCCAUAGAGGUUUUGAUAGGAGCAGGUUACAGUACACCUGCUGAUAUCUGGAGUACAGCAUGUAUGGCGUUUGAGCUAGCGACUGGAGAUUACUUGUUUGAGCCACACUCUGGUGAAGACUAUUCCAGGGAUGAAGACCACAUAGCAUUGAUCAUUGAACUGCUGGGAAAAAUCCCUCGAAAAUACGCUAUGUUGGGGAAAUAUUCCAAGGAGUUUUUCACCAAAAAAGGAGAACUCCGACACAUUACCAAAUUGAAACCUUGGAGUCUUUUCGAUGUGCUUGUGGAGAAGUAUGGUUGGCCUCAUGAAGAUGCUGCACAGUUUACAGAUUUCCUGAUCCCCAUGCUAGAAAUGGUCCCAGAGAAACGUGCUUCAGCUGGAGAAUGCCUUAGGCAUCCGUGGCUGAAUUCUUAGCAGAAUCUUCCAGCUGUUAAAAAAAAAAAAAAAAAAAAA
Ficedula albicollis (Collared flycatcher) is the source of this 2442-nucleotide messenger RNA. RefSeq names its product SRSF protein kinase 2 (gene SRPK2). The record is from RefSeq and is a predicted model, not a curated record. Gene Ontology annotation, molecular function: ATP binding; protein kinase activity. The transcript has 18 exons. Gene Ontology annotation, biological process: regulation of mRNA processing; spliceosomal complex assembly; protein phosphorylation. The coding region runs from base 1 to 2403 and encodes 800 amino acids. Lineage: Eukaryota; Metazoa; Chordata; Aves; Passeriformes; Muscicapidae.